Schistosoma turkestanicum is the source of this 1495-nucleotide messenger RNA. Lineage: Eukaryota; Metazoa; Platyhelminthes; Trematoda; Strigeidida; Schistosomatidae. The record is from the annotation of a GenBank genome assembly.
CCGGGUCACGGCGGACAUAUCAAAACUUACAGGGGUAACUGUUGCGUGUUACACAGGAUUGACGAUGUGGUGUUGUAUAUCUUCUACAGUUGAAACUAUGAUGAAAGUACUGGUUUGUGCUCUCGGUAUAUUAUGGAAUUCUGUUUCAUUUGUCAAUCUACAGACUAUUGGAAUUCUAUUAUUUGCAAUUUAUUUUUUCCGUCUAAUUAAAAUAUGUUUCAACUACUCUAUUGGAAAGAUGUUGUUUUCAAAACGAAGAAAUUUAAAACAUGCGGGUGAAUGGGCAAUUGUGACUGGUGCCACUGAUGGAAUAGGCAAAGCAUAUGCAGAGGAAUUAGCUAAAGAUGGUUUAAAUAUUAUGUUAAUUAGUAGAAAUUUGGAGAAACUAAAAAAAGUUGCCAAUGAAAUUGAAUCUUGUUAUCAUGUGAAAACGCGUGUUGUUGUUGCUGAUUUCACACAAAAUAAUAUUUAUGAAUCAAUUGAAAAAGAAAUCACUUCAUUAUCAUCCAUUGCUUGUCUAGUAAACAAUGUUGGCAUGAGUUAUCCAUAUUUUGCUAAUUUUGCCGAUGGUAAAUUUAUGAAUUGUCAUUUUAUUCAACAAUUAAUCAAUUGCAAUACCCUAUCUAUGGCAUCCAUGAUUUAUUUGGUGCUGCCGAAAUUAUUAAAACAAAGACAAAAUCUCAAUGCAGCUGCAACAACAGCAUCACCAGCUAUUAUAAAUAUUGGUUCGUUUUUAGGCUCGUUACCAUCACCUUAUUGUACAUUGUAUGGUUCAACGAAAUCGUUCAUUCAUCAUUUUUCAUUGUCAAUUGCAGCGGAACUCAAUACUACAUCUGAGAAUAACAAUAAUAAUAGUAAUCAAAUUAUCAUACAAACUGUAUGUCCAUUGUUUGUUGCAACAGCCAUGUCCAAUACUAGUAAAACAUCAUUUUUUAUACCAUCUGCACGUAAUUUUGCGCAUAGUGCAUUGAAUAUGUUAGGGGUGGAAGCAUUGACUGCUGGUUGUUUUGCGCAUGCAUUACAAAGUUAUCUUGUCGCUUUGACACCUUUAUCACGGCUACAUGAUAGGUAUAAGAAGAUGGCUGUGAAAGCACGUAGAAAAUAUGAAUAAAUCGUGAAUUUUUUUUUGAAACAAAAAAUAACUUAUUGAUUGCGAUAUUUUGUAUUCCCUGCUGUUGUUGCAACUGUUCUCUUGAUACGCACAUAUAUAUUUUUUUAGAUAUUAAAUUCGUAAACUUGCUUAAAGAUAAAUGAGUAGUAUACAACUGCUCACUAAAAUAUGACCGAUUUUUUGUAAGUUACAUAUCAAGGCGAUUGUUCGUUGUCUAGCUAAUUCGUUCUAUGAUUACGAAAAUCAGGUAAUUUAUGGUAGAUAUUUGUGUGUGAGUGUGUGCGUGUUCUAUAGAUGUUUAAACUUUUGCGUCUCAAACACUACUUAGUUAAACUUGUUUAACAAUUACUAAAUUGAUCCAAAUUACUAAAUAGAAGAUAUUCG